Molecule: messenger RNA, 2394 nt
Organism: Sinocyclocheilus anshuiensis
Lineage: Eukaryota; Metazoa; Chordata; Actinopteri; Cypriniformes; Cyprinidae
Gene: asah2
Product: N-acylsphingosine amidohydrolase 2
Exons: 20
Coding region: 1-2232 (743 amino acids)
Biological process (GO): sphingosine biosynthetic process; ceramide catabolic process; long-chain fatty acid biosynthetic process
Cellular component (GO): extracellular region
Molecular function (GO): N-acylsphingosine amidohydrolase activity
Source: RefSeq, a predicted model, not a curated record
AUGGCGCGUAAGACUGAGUGCUGUCGGCUCAAUGGUCUGGAGAUCUCCCUCAUAGUUCUCUUCCUUUUGAUGACAGCGGUCUCAGUGGGGUUAAUAACAGUCCUGGCCCUCAAACUGGAUUCAGAAAAACAGGAAGUGACUCCAGAGGAGCCGAGCCCAUCAGUGGAUCCUCCAGAGAACCUUUAUCUGAUUGGUGUGGGUCGAGCUGACUGUACCGGGCCUGUGGCCGAUCUGCCCAUGAUGGGUUACGCUAAUACUGAGCAGACGGUGAGAGGGAUCCAUACACGUCUGUUCAGCCGAGCCUUCAUCGUGGACGAUGGCAGUAAAAGAGUGGUGUUCAUCACUGCAGACAUUGGCAUGGUCUCUCAGAGACUGAGGCUAGAGGUUCUGCAAGAGCUUAAGGCGAAAUACGGAGACCUGUACAGACAGGACAAUGUGGUCAUGAGUGGCACACACACACAUGCAGGCGUGGGUGGCUAUUUCCAGUACACCCUCUUUAUGAUCACCAGUAAAGGCUACAUUAAGCCGUCUAUACAAGCCAUCGUCAGUGGAAUAGUCAAGAGCAUUGAUCUAGCUCACAGGAAUUUGAGACCUGGACGAAUUUUUAUAAAUAAAGGACAACUAGUCGACAGCAACUUGAACAGAAGCCCACAUUCAUACAUGAACAACCCUGAGGAGGAGAGAAACAGAUAUGAAUUCAACACAGACAAGCAGAUUGUCAUCAUGAAAUUCACAGAUCUGGAUGGGGAUGGUAUGGGCUUGCUCAGCUGGUUUGCUGUUCAUCCCGUCAGUAUGAAUAACACCAAUCGCAUGGUGAGCUCGGACAACCUUGGCUACGCCUCCUAUGGCUUCGAGCAAGAGAAAAACAUUGGCUUUCUACCCGGUGAGGGUCCUUUUGUAGCCGGCUUUUCCUCCAGUAAUCUUGGAGAUUCAUCUCCCAACAUUCUCGGCCCCGUCUGUGUGAACACAGGCGAGAAGUGUGACUACCUUAACAGCUCCUGUCCCAUCGGUGGAAAAAAAGAAUGCUUAGCUUUUGGACCGGGUGAGGACAUGUUUGAAAGUACCAGGAUGAUAGGAGAGAAUAUGUACAAAAAAGCAAAGGAGCUGUACAGCAGUGCAAAGCAGGAGCUACAUGGGCCCGUUUACGGCGCACAUCAGUGGGUCAACAUGACCGAUGAGACUGUCCCAUUGAACUCAACUCAUACAGGACGGACGUGUAAACCUGCUCUGGGCCACAGUUUUGCUGCUGGUACAACUGAUGGGGGAGGAGAGUUCAACUUCAUGCAAGGGGAUACAAAUGGAGAUCCUUUCUGGGAUGGAAUAAGAGAUGCAGUUUUGGGACCGCCGUCCAACGAGACCACAGCUUGUCAUCGGCCUAAACCAAUCCUCUUCAGCACUGGGGAGAUGAAUUCGCCCCUCCCAUGGCAUCCAGCCAUUGUGGACGUUCAGAUCAUCACUAUUGGCUCUUUAGCCAUAGUUGCGGUCCCAGGAGAAUUUACUACCAUGUCAGGGAGAAGAAUACGAGAGGCAGUCAAAAAGGAGUUGGAGGUGAAAGAGUCUUUCGCUAAUGCAGAAGUGGUCGUUGCUGGUCUGUGCAACAUCUACACCCACUACAUCACAACAUAUGAAGAGUAUCAGAUCCAGCGAUAUGAGGGCGCAUCCACUAUUUUUGGCCCUCACACUCUCUCGGCUUAUAUCCAGCGCUACAGAGGCCUGGCCAAAGCUAUAGCUCAUGGAACAAUAAAAGAGCUGCCGAAAGGUCCUGAACCCCCUUUCUUUGAUGAAGACAAACUUUUUAAUCAAGUGAAGGACCCAGUGGCAGAUGUAGCACCAGCUGACACCGUAUUUGGUGACAUCUUAGAGCAGGUUAACCCUGUCUAUAAAGUGGGAGAAAUUGCAUCUGUCACAUUUGUCGCUGGAAACCCGAGACACUCUGGAGAUAUUAGAGAUAAGACAUUUGUCACAGUGGAGAGGUUUCACAACGACACCGACUCAUGGGAAAUAGUUCACACAGAUGCAUCGUGGGAAACGAGGUUUCACUGGAUUAAAGGACUUGCUGGCCGGAGUCAGUCAAAAGUGGAGUGGCACAUCCCGCUCACGGCACAGACAGGAACCUACCGGAUUCAACACUUUGGACACUACAAACAAAUCAUGGAUAACAACACCAUCACCACACCAUACGUGGGCACUUCUGAUGCUUUCAAAGUCACCAAAAGUUUUUACUACUAUUGAUCAGUGUAUCACUGAGAAAGACAUUAGAUGUGAAGCUGACAGAUAUUAGCUGCUCAUAAGGCAGUGUUCAAUUAACUUAAUAACUUAAUGUUGUUGUUCUUUACACUGUCUUUAAACUUUCAUACAGUGAGAGUACUAAAAUGUAAAAUUCACAGACACUGC